GGAUCAUGUCUUUUGGGUUUCUUAUUAUAAAUUCACCUCUAUUGUUCAUUGGCUACAUUGCAUAGACAAUCUAGCAUUGUUGUUAUUUGAGAAGAAGAAAUGGUGAAAAUAUUAUCUUUAUCAGUGAUAAUUGCACUAGCCAUAUGCCACGGUUGUGCGCAAGGAGUGCCAGCAGCACCACCGACGGGGGCCGCGACGCCGGCGCCUCUGCCGCGCUCCGCCCAGGAGUAUCUGGAUGUGCACAACCAAGCAAGGGCGGAAGUGGGCGUCGCCCCGCUGACCUGGAGCCCGAUGCUGGCCACCGCCGCGAGCCUGCAGGUUCGUUACCAGCGGGACAAGCAGAACUGCAGCUUCGCCGACAUAAGCAGCGGCAAGUACGGCGGCAACCAGCUGCUGGCGGGCGGAAUGGCGGUGACGCCGCGGAUGGCGGUGGAGCAUUGGGUGGAGGAGAAGAGCUUCUACGACUACGCUAACAAUUCUUGCGCCGCCGACCACAAGUGCGGCGUGUACACCCAGGUUGUUUGGAAGAAAUCGCUGGAACUGGGUUGCUCUCAGGCGACGUGUCCUAAAGGCCAGAUUACCUUAACCAUAUGCUUCUACAAUCCUCCCGGAAACAUCAUCGGAGAGAGACCGUACUAAUGCUUAUCUUGUUCUUGUUAACCCAGUCAAGAUUCAAGAUGUUCUUCGUUUCCAGAGAAAUAAGAUUUAGGAUUAUUGGUCAAAUAAUGGCACUUGUUGUACUAAUGCUUGGUUGUUUGUCGGAUUAGGUUUUCCUUGUGAAGAAUUUGUGCUUUUAUCCAUUUAUAGUCUUUGAUCAACUCAACUAGAGUAAUGAACACCAGGAUUCGAUUUGAAUUCAUGA
Ipomoea nil (Japanese morning glory) is the source of this 862-nucleotide messenger RNA. Its product is annotated as STS14 protein-like. The transcript has a single exon. The record is from RefSeq and is a predicted model, not a curated record. Bases 100 to 639 code for a protein of 179 amino acids. Lineage: Eukaryota; Viridiplantae; Streptophyta; Magnoliopsida; Solanales; Convolvulaceae.